Molecule: messenger RNA, 1696 nt
Organism: Eucalyptus grandis
Lineage: Eukaryota; Viridiplantae; Streptophyta; Magnoliopsida; Myrtales; Myrtaceae
Product: probable galacturonosyltransferase-like 7
Exons: 2
Coding region: 136-1197 (353 amino acids)
Cellular component (GO): Golgi apparatus
Molecular function (GO): glycosyltransferase activity
Source: RefSeq, a predicted model, not a curated record
CCCCCCUCCCCCUCCGGCGAAUCCCGAUCGGCGCGCCGGCGAAGCGGAACCCUAGCGCCCCCGCCGUCGUCCCCCUCCCGGCGGUUGCUGCUGCUGCUGCUGCGGCGCCUCGGUCGUCCUCCCCGGCGAGUGAAGAUGCGAUGGAUACCGCGGUUCACCGCCCUCUUCUCCUUCGCGAUCGCGAUCGUCCUCCUCUCCCCUUCCUUCCAGUCCUCCCCGCCCGCUGAGGCCAUCCGCUCCUCCUCCCGCCUCGGCCACCGCUUCCCGUUCCGGUGCGCCCCCGCCUUCCGCAAUGCCGACGGGUGCCGCCGCCGCCCCCCCGCGAACUCCGGCGAGAUCGGCAUCUGCGACCCCAGCCUCGUCCACGUGGCGAUCACGCUGGACGCCGAGUACCUCCGCGGCUCGGUGGCCGCCGUCCACUCCAUCCUGCAGCACGCGCGGUGCCCCGAGGACGUCUUCUUCCACUUCCUGGUCUCCGACACGGGCCUCAAGGCCCUGGUCCGCUUCGCCUUCCCGUCGCUGAAGUUCAAGGUGUACUACUUCGAUCCGGCGGUGGUGCGCGACCUGAUCUCCACCUCCGUGAGGCAGGCGCUCGAGCAACCGCUCAAUUACGCCCGGAAUUACUUGGCCGACCUGCUCGAGCCCUGCCUCAGCCGAGUCAUCUACCUCGACUCCGACCUCGUCGUGGUGGACGACAUUCACAAGCUGUGGUCGACGAGCCUGGGUUCGCGGACGAUCGGCGCGCCGGAGUACUGCCACGCCAACUUCACGAAGUACUUCACGCCGAGGUUCUGGUCGGACGAGCGGCUCUCCGGCGCCUUCGCCGGGAGGAGGCCGUGCUACUUCAACACGGGAGUAAUGGUGAUAGAUCUGGCCCGGUGGCGCCGGUUCGAGUACACGAAGCGGAUCGAGCGGUGGAUGGAGGUCCAGAAGAACGGCCGGAUUUACGAGCUCGGGUCGCUCCCGCCGUUCCUGCUCGUGUUCGCCGGACGCGUGGCGCCGAUCGAGCACCGGUGGAACCAGCACGGGCUCGGCGGCGACAACGUGAGGGGGAGCUGCCGCGACCUCCACCCCGGCCCGGUCAGCCUCCUGCACUGGUCCGGAAGCGGCAAGCCGUGGCUCCGGCUCGACUCCAGACGGCCGUGUCCGCUGGACGCGCUCUGGGCGCCCUUCGACUUGUAUGGUCACUCCCGUUGAAGGGCCGGAGGGCGAUUCUACAGAGGACAGGAAAUUCAAACUAGUCGCCGAGGAAGGAGGAGGAGAAAAAGCAGCAGCAGAAGAAGAAGAAGAAGCAGAACAAAUCAAGUGAAAUGAUGGGGAUGGUGGUGGUGAGGCGGGGGACCCAGAUCUCACUGUACUUUGUUCUGCCCCGGGGGCAUCCGAAGUUUAGUAAGUUCUGCACUAGUUGAUGGUCCGAAAUGAUGUUCUUGCCCUCGAUGGUCGGCCAGCGCGGGUUGGGAAGGCGUGGGGACCGAUUCUUCUUUGGCCCAGUGGCAUCGCUCCAACACGUGGUCCAGUUGAUGGGGCGUGCGCCUGAUGCCAAGAGGAUUGCGGCCGACGACUUUUGGACGAGGAGGUCGGUCGCCCCUAUCUCCCUGGCUCUCUCUCGUACUGUUCUGUUCCGUGUUUGGUUCGCAUUACCAUUUCUUUAUUAUUGAAUUUCCAGGAGCUCCUAACGCUUUGCUUGGUUUGGCUC